AUGGAGAGCGAGGACCAGGACUAGUCUUUUCUGUUCUUUCGGUCUUCCCUCUCUGGUCUGACGUGAUUCUUCAACUCACACGCUUUUCUCAAUCCAACACAUAUUUCCACUCCUCUGAAUCGAAGUUCCAUUCCGCCAUUGAUAUUUCUCAUCAGUCUUCCUUCCACCGCUUCUUCCCGAACUCCCGGCGGCGCCUCCUAUUCCGUGCUUGCGGAAUCACCCCGAGAGAGCACCCACGCCCGCCAUGAACAAGAGGAGCUUGAACCCCAACCUCAACCUCAAGCUUUCUCUUCCUCCUCCUGAUGAAGUCGCCUUCGCCAAGUUCCUGACGCAAAGUGGCACGUUCAUGGACGGUGAUCUGCUCGUCAAUCGCGACGGAGUUCGAAUCGUCUCUCAAACCGAGCCUGAUGCUCCGCCGCCAAUUCAGCCCGCAGACAACCAGAUGAGUCUAGCAGAUAUAGACACCAUCAAGGUCAUAGGGAAGGGAAAUGGCGGCAUUGUUCAGCUCGUGCAGCACAAAUGGACCGGCCAGUUCUUCGCGUUAAAGGUUAUACAAAUGAAUAUCGAGGAGUCUGCACGUAAGGCAAUUGCUAAGGAACUGAAAAUCAAUCAAUCAGCACAAUGCCCCCACGUUGUUAUGUGCUAUCAAUCUUUCUAUGAUAAUGGUGCUGUUUCCAUUAUCUUGGAGUACAUGGAUGGUGGUUCCUUAGCAGAUUUUCUGAGAAAAGUUAGAACAAUUCCUGAACCGUACCUUGCUGCUAUCAGUAAGCAGCAGGUACUAAAGGGUUUGUUGUAUCUUCAUCAUGAGAAGCAUGUUAUCCACAGAGACAUGAAGCCUUCCAAUUUGUUAAUAAAUCAUAGAGGAGAAGUCAAAAUCACUGACUUUGGUGUGAGUGCAAUAAUGCUAAGCACUUCAGGACAGGCAAAUACUUUUGUUGGCACGUAUAAUUAUAUGUCGCCUGAGAGAAUUAGUGGAGGAAAAUAUGACUACAAAAGUGAUAUUUGGAGUUUGGGAUUAGUGUUGAUGGAAUGUGCGACAGGUCAAUUUCCAUAUGCACCUCCAGAGCAAGAUGAAGGCUGGGUUAAUGUGUAUGAGCUUAUGGAAGCCAUCGUUGAGCAACCACCACCUCAUUUACCUUCUGAUCAGUUUUCUCCAGAAUUUGGCUCGUUUAUAUCUGCAUGCGUUCAAAAGGACCCAAAAUAUAGACUGUCAGCACUUGAACUUAUGGCACAUCCAUUUAUGAAAUUGUACGAUGAUCUUCAUAUUGAUCUCUCAUCUUACUUCAAGAAUGCUGGCUCUCCUCUUGCGACCUUUUAAGUAUCUCAUGGGGGCUCACGGCGACUCUGAAACAACUCAAGGAAGUAAUAAUCUAGUUAAAAUUUUGAACUUGUCAAGUAUUGAGCUGCAAAAAUGCGGCAGGUAAGCAACAAUGGUGUCAAGAAGCAUCAACCUGAGUAUCAAAUUGCUCAAACAUUUUGUGUAGUGUAAACCGAAAUCUUUCUCUGCAGUGUAACUAGGGCGAGGUGUUGUUAUUAUCUCAUAAUGUGGGAAGGGAAGCCCCCUUCUAUAAUUUGAGUUGCCAGAGGAAAGAAUACCACAACUUGCUUCUAUGACAAACAACAGUGUACUAUUUGUGUGAAAGGUGUGGCUUGUUUCCCUUGUAUCUAAGACAUCUGUGUUGUGUAAUGUAAAUGUUGUUCUACCAACUCUGUUAGCUGUUCAGUCUGCUACUUACUGUGUUUUAUGCAUCUCCUUACCGUAAAAAAUCAUGGUACUCAAGCAAUUGGCUACAAAGAUUAGGAUGCUGUGCCACUUAUCCGAAAAGCGAAAAUUGCAUAGUUAUGUUGUAUGUGUUGAAGAUCUUACUGUACAUUGUAAAAGAUCGUCAGCUACAGCAGAAGCAUUACGAGUCAUGAGACUGAAAGCUAAGAAGCAAGAGCUGCCGUUGUAUGUCAUUUCGAUGAAAGCAUCUGCAAUAAAAAUCUGCAUUUGCUGCUGUGUAAAAAGGCGAAAAAGGGGCCCUAAGAAGGUAAGAUAAGGUUAUUACUACUGCUGAGGUUGUUGUGUCUUCCUCUUGAACUUCCUCUGUGCUUUCAGGUCCACCACAACGACUGUUAUGUUGUCUUUGCUCCCUCUCUGCAGAGCAAGGUUGGACAGAGACUCUGCUGCAGCUUGUGCUGCAGGGUCAGCUCCCGGAUCGUCGGGCAUCGUCGUCUGGCCUUGACUAUGGCCAUCCUGGGCAUUGCUUCUUCUUCUGUGCCACAGCAGAAUCGUUCUCCUCGCAACCUCGCACGCCUCCUCGUUCGUUAUCACAUCCCACACCCCGUCGCUCGCUAAAAUCAGGCACUCGUCUUCUUUCGCUCUCUCCACGAUUCUCACUUCUGGGUCAGGGAUGAUCCACGGCUUCAAGUAUCUGUCACCUAUGGAUCUUGACAUUGCAAGAACACCCAGAACUCGAGCUCCAUUCCACUGAAUCACCUUGCCUCCUGCACCUUCAAUUCUUGCAUAUUCGUCUUCUCGAUCGGGCUUGUGGUCCACGGACAACGGAACAGCUGCUUUGCCGCGGCAAAGCACUGCCCUGGAGUCGCCACAGUUUGCAACGACGAUGUGCGUCCUGCAAACCGUGGCGACAACUGCUGUCGAGCCCACCGUCUCGGGGACUACCUCAACAGCAGCAGCACCACUUCCAGUACCACUACCACUGAUCUCUGCAUCCACUCUCAGAAAGCACUUGGAGAAGGCCUUCUUCAACACCUCCUCUCCACAACCCGCUCUCGCGAGCUCCUCGAUCUCCUCCGACAGCGCCUCGUGGACUCGCUUCCUGCAGUACUCCGCAACCUGCGAACCACCAUGGCCAUCAUACACACCGAAGAAAUGCGCGGUCGAAUCGACCCGGCUGCCCAACAUCCGAGCUGGGACGCUCAUGAACCUCGGAACUACAGCCACUGCAUCUUCCAUCUCGGGCCUUCUCCCGCAGAUUGAUGUCAUCCCCCACAGCGGUAAUCUGUCCUUCAUCUCCCCUGCUUCCACUGAACCACACUGGCUGCUGGUAUUGCUACUACCAGUGUUGGUUUGGGGAGGAUUGAUGGAGUGAUAAGAAGUGGAGAGAAAAUCAAGAUUGCUGGUAGGAGAAGGAAUCGGUAACAAGCUUGAUCUGUCUGCUGCGAGUGUGAUUGGACUGCAGAGCAGGCUGGCUAUGUUGAAUGGAACCCCUGCUGCUGCAGGGGACAUCUCCCCUGUAGUGUUCAUUUCUUAUCUCCCCUGUAUUCAAAGCAGAAAGAAAGAAAGAAGAAGAAGAAGAAGAGGAGGGACUGAAUAUAUGGGAAAGAGAAGGGUGUGGUGGGUUUUUAUAAUAAACGUCUAAAGUUGGGGGGGAGCUGGAGGUUUCUAAAAGGGCUAGAAACAGAGGACCACAAGAUCUCCUUCUCCACCUUCCCUCUCCCUGUGAACUUAACUUCUUUGUGGAUAAAUGCUAUAGGUUGAAGGAAGUGAUGAAAGCAAUGGGGAGGGUGGGAAAAGAGGGGAGAAAGAAAACGGGUUGAAGAAGCAACCAGACCAAAGUAAUAAAAGAAAUAGAAAUGGCCAGAAGGGGGUUUUUUUUUUUGCCUGAAUCAGUGGCAAUUCAUGUGAGCCUCAUGAGAGAAAGAAAGAAAGAACAGAGCUUUGGUAGCUAUCUGUCCCAUUGUUACCUUUUUCUUUUAGAUGGGUUCCUUUUCCCCUGAACCGAAGAACGCAGUUGAGGCUGGAGGAGAGGGAAAAUUUGAGCUUGGGCUUGAACCAGAGCUUUUCUUUCUUAUAUAAGAAGAAGAGGAAGGAGGAAGGAGAAGAAGGGAUGGGAUUGAUGAUUGAAAGGCGGAAGGAAAGAAAGGGAAAGGAGGCGUGAAGGGAGAAAGGAGGGCACUUGGCACUAGGUCAUGGCGGGAGCGAAGGAGAUAAUGUAGUAAAGAGAAGAGGAGAGGGGAGGAGACUCGUGGAUUUACGAAACCAGACGUCUGAAAGACUGAAACUGAUGCAGUGAUGCUCCUUGUUUUUUCCUUUUUCUUUCUUGGGGGAUGAAUGAGCUUCUUUCUUCUUUCUAUUUUAUAAAUUGUUUAUUUAUUUGU
Messenger RNA from Linum tenue, 4104 nucleotides. Lineage: Eukaryota; Viridiplantae; Streptophyta; Magnoliopsida; Malpighiales; Linaceae. The record is from the annotation of a GenBank genome assembly.